AUGGAACCCAAAGUCAUUGAGAUGGCAGCUCUUGGAAGGACCCUGCAUCCUGGCAUGUUGUAUGACUGCCGCAGUGAUUCAUUUAUUCCAGGAGUUACUCUAUGGGAUAAAGCAUCAUUAGAUAAAGAUGUAGAUGUUCGCCGACAGCCUAAGACCGAUCUGAAAUUUCUCGCUUCUGACUCUGUUCGUGAGAAGGCCAGUCUAAUGGAUGUGAGCGCCUCUCUUAAGGCCAGCUUCCUGGGUGGUUUGAUUGAAGUUGGUGGCUCAGCCAGAUUUAUGGAUGACAAAAAGUCUUCAGCACGUCAGUCCCGGGUUACUAUGUACUAUGGUCAAACUACGAAAUUCGCACAACUUACUAUGACCCAGCUGGGCAAAGUUACUUACCCAGAGGUGUUUGAUGACCAGACGGCAACUCAUGUUGUCACAGCUGUACUGUAUGGAGGUCAAGCUUUCAUGGUAUUUGAUCUAACAGCUGCAUCAAAUGAAAACAGACAAGAAAUUCAAGGAAACCUGAACGUAAUGGUCAAAAAGAUUCCAUCAUUUUCUGUUGGGGGAAGUGGAGCAUUAAAGAUGACAGAUCAAGAAAAACAAAUGGCUAAUAGUAUAAACUGCACUUUUUAUGGUGAUUAUGAGAUUGACACAAAUCCCACCACAUACAUGGAAGCACUGCAGCUGUACCAGAAAUUACCUUCUAUUUUAAAGCAAAAAGAAAAUGAUGCUGUACCAGUAAAAGUCUGGCUCUAUCCUCUUGCACGUUUGGAUAGUAAAGCAGCUAGGCUGGAGAGAGAAAUUAGUGACACACUGAUUUCUAAAUCAGAAGCUUUACUGGAGAAGAUUGGAGAGGCAGAUAUAAUGUGCAAUGACUUAAUUGCAAAUACAACAGCCAAUGAUUACACAGAUGUGAGACAAAGGCUGAAGACAUUUCAGGAGUCACUUAGGCUUUACAAGGGAAUGAUUCUAAAAGCCCUCAGCAAACUUAUUCCUUUGAUUCGGGGAGGGAAGGAGACAGAACAGGCUCUAGCAAACCUUCUAACCAUCCAUGACAAGUCACCGUUUACAGAAAACACAGUCAGUACAUGGUUAGAGAACAGUCAGAGUGAACUAAUUCUGCUGAAUACCUAUAGCCAGCAACUGAGUGGCAUUCAAAUUAUGAAAUCUUCAAGCUCUUUGACCAACGUUCUUAUUGAUCUUACUGUUGACACUGUGCUAUGCUUUACUUUUACUUCUCUAAAGAAUGCAGAUCCAUAUCUGUCCACAGUGAAUGAAUUCCUGAAACCGGAUGAGUUUGAAAAAUUGUCUCCAGUUCCAAAUUCAAGUGCUGAUGACAUUCAGUUCUGGUUCAGCAAUUAUGACACAGCUGCAAGGAUGAAAGAAAAUCUUCUUCUUUUUAAAAGCUUUUAUGAGUUAAAUAAGAAUAAGAAGCAAAUCAAGUUUAUCAUUGCCUCAGUUUUAGACACCUCUAACCCUGGAACCUCUAUACGCUUAUACAAAAAAGGAAAACUGGUAGACAGCAAGUUUAAACCUGUGUCCAAACCUCCUGCACUUCAAGUAGAGUUCCAAGACAAAAAUGUGAUCCUUAAGCUUCAGAAUUCCCCAACUGGAUCAACAUUGCGUUACAGAGUGGAGUACAGGACAACACAAGAUACAGGAGCUGACCCUGAAGGAUGGAAAGUCAUAGAAACUACAGAUGCUCCAGCAACAUACACUUUGACUGGAUUGAAAGUAACAAACCAGUACUGGGUCCGGCACAGAGCUUUUGAUGAUGUGGGAAUGAGUGAAGCAAGUGAUGCAGUAAACUUCUCUUUCAGAGGGAAGCUCAAUGUUGUUCCACAGCCAGGGCCCGCACAAGUGAUUGCAAUUCCUGGAGGUCUCAAAGAAGGAAUGGCUUUGUACUUUCAAGGGGAUGCUCCUGACGAUGGAGAACAAGUUACAAUGAAUCAUAAACUUGGACGGAAGGAUAAAGAUGACAUCGCUUUUCACUUAAAGCCCACUUAUAAUGUUUCAGUGACAUAUAAUAGUAGAAGAAAAGGGACGUGGGACACAAAAGAAGAGACACAAGGGUGUUCUAUAUACAAGGGAUCUGCAUUUGAUGUCUUUACUGUGUUUAAACCAGAAGGCUUUGAGGUUUAUAUAAAUGGACAGUUUAGUUUCCUUUUUAAGCACCACAUGUCAGUGGAGAGCGUGACUUACAUUGAGAUUAUUGGAGAUGUCGUAAUGAACACCGUUGGUCUUGUUCCAAACUGGAGCAAAUCUACUUUUGCUAAGGAACUUAGCGGUGGCGCCUCCCGCAAGCUCUCUUCUGACAUUCAGUCUGAUAUAAACUAUCCAGUUUGCAACCCAGUAAUUGUGAAUGGCAUGUAUUAUUGUAAGUUUAACCAUCGCGUACCAGUGGAAAAAGUGACUACACUUAACGUCCUUAAUGUCUUCAUGAACCACUUUGGCAUCAUUGAGAUAAAUGCAGCCAUUCCAGACCAUAUUUAA
Molecule: messenger RNA, 2481 nt
Organism: Trichomycterus rosablanca
Lineage: Eukaryota; Metazoa; Chordata; Actinopteri; Siluriformes; Trichomycteridae
Product: stonustoxin subunit beta-like
Exons: 8
Coding region: 1-2481 (826 amino acids)
Molecular function (GO): protein binding; carbohydrate binding
Source: RefSeq, a predicted model, not a curated record